AUAUUGCUUGAGACGAUCUUGAAAUAAUAUUCGACUAUGAAUACCAGCCAUAGUCUGUUCUUAUAAGAUCGUCUUAAGUUUAUUUUUUAGACGCUGUACGGAUUAUUUUUAUAGAGCAUCCGGGUGAUAUAUAAUAAAAUGGGAUGUUUCGAUUGGUUAACUUAUAACGCGACGCAUGCGUGUGACACCCUCAAUGGAAACUCCGCUUUAGAUAGUACACAUACAAACCGCAGAUGGCACUGCAUUUGCAAAUUUCCGCAUUUCUAACGGAACUCUUCCGUCUUCUUGUUUUUGCUCCUCGUUGAAGAGGAUGGUUGAAUGGUGAUGCCUGCUUGUGUUGGAGAUUUUGUGGCGCCAAUUAUAUUAUUGUCAGAUUUCAUUCGUUUUAUUUGAUUAUCUUCAAAAAUGCCGGCGUUUUUGAAGCAUAUCGAGGUGGAAAAUUUUAAGUCUUACAAAGGAAAGCUGAUUAUCGGCCCGCUGAAGUCUUUCACGGCAGUAGUUGGCCCUAAUGGAUCCGGAAAGUCUAAUUUUAUGGACGCUAUCAGUUUUGUCAUGGGUGAGAAGACUAGUAGUCUGCGAGUCAAGAGGUUCAGCGAGCUCAUUCAUGGCGCGUCUAUUGGAAUGCCAGUAGCACGAAGUGCUUCAGUAACAGCUGUAUUCGUGUUGGAGGAUGGAACUGAGAAGAGCUUUAUGCGUUCGGUACAAGGUUCUUCCUCGGAGCAUAGAAUCAAUAAUAAUGUUGUCACUAGCCAAGUGUACCUUAACGAAUUGGAGCAUCUUGGUAUUAAUGUUAAAGCAAAGAACUUUUUGGUAUUCCAAGGUGCAGUUGAAUCAAUUGCCAUGAAAAAUCCAAAAGAACGCACUGCUUUGUUUGAAGAGAUCAGUAAUUCGGGUUCGUUAAAAACAGAAUAUGAAAGAUUAAAAACAGAAAUGUUGAAAGCUGAAGAGGAAACUCAGUUUUCAUAUCAGAAGAAAAAAGGAAUUGCUGCUGAAAGGAAAGAAGCGAAAUUAGAAAAAGAAGAGGCUGAAAAAUAUCAACGUCUUAAGGAAGAAUAUAUAGAAAGACAGGUAGAGUUACACCUAUUUCGAUUAUUUCAUAAUGAAAAGAAUACUGAAAAUCUUGAAGUCUCUCAAAAGAAGAAGCAACAUGAAAUUGAAAAAGUUGAGAAAAAGAAGGAGAAGGCUGAGGAAUUAUUGAAAGAGAAAAAGAAAGAUGCUGCCAAGCUGGGCAGAGAUCUUGCUAAGAUAGAGCAGGAUAUCAGGGAAGUAGAGGUAGAAAUCACAAAAAAGAGACCAACGUUUAUCAAAGCCAAAGAACGCGUUGCUCACAUGCAGAAGAAGGUAGAAUCCGCGCGCAAAUCCUUGGCUCAGGCACGUAUCGCAGACGAGGCUCAUAAAAAGGAUAUUCACGAACUACAGGAAGAAUUGCGACAGGUGGAAGAAGCUAAAGCUGCUUACGAAGCGAGUAUAGCAGGACAAUCGCAAUUACAAGGGAAAGAUGUGCAAUUGGAAGACGAACAGGUAAAAGAAUAUAAUCGUCUAAAAGAGGAAGCUGGCAAGCAAUCGGCGAGAUACCUUCAGCUGCUCGACUCUAUCAAUCGCGAACAAAAGUCAGAUCAGGACAGGCUUGACAAUGAAGGCAGAAAGAAGACAGAGAUAGAAAACAAGCAUAAGCAGAAAGGACAUAUGGCAGAUGAAGCGCUCAAACGAGUUGAAAAGUUGGAGGAACAUAUAAAAACAUCAGAGGCUGCUUUGGAGGAUCAGAAGAAACUCAGAGCUGACUUGCAAUCCGACGUAGGCACGUCGAAGGACAAGAUUCAAAAUUUACAACGAGAAUUGGAGAGUAUCUCGGAGCAACUCGGUGAUGCUAAAGUUGAUAAGCAUGAAGUUUCCAGAACCAAGAAAAAGACAGAAAUUGUGGAGAACUUUAAACGUCUGUUUCCUGGAGUGUAUGAUCGUAUGUACAACAUGUGCGAACCGAUACACAAGAGGUAUAAUGUUGCGAUUACAAAGGUACUUGGUAAGUAUAUGGAGGCUAUCGUAGUAGAUACCGAGAAAACAGCCAGACAGUGUAUCCAGUAUUUAAAGGAACAAUAUCUUGAACCGGAAACUUUUCUACCGCUUGAUUACAUACAAGCUAAGCCGCUCAAAGAACGUCUUCGCAAUAUACAAGAGCCUAAAAAUGUAAAGUUGUUAUACGAUGUGUUGCAUUUUUCUCCAAAGGACAUUGAUAGAGCAGUUCUCUUUGCAACUAAUAAUGCUCUUGUAUGUGAAACACCAGAAGAUGCGAACAAAGUAGCAUAUGAAAUGGAUAAGAAAACUAGAUAUGAUUGCGUUGCAUUAGAUGGUACAUUUUAUCAGAAAGCUGGUAUAAUAUCUGGUGGCAGUUUAGAUCUUGCAAAGAAAGCUAAAAGAUGGGAUGAAAAACAGAUGUCUCAAUUAAAGGCGCAAAAGGAAAAAUUAACGGAAGAACUGAGAGAAUCUUUGAAAAAAUCACGUAAGGAAUCCGAAUUGAAUACGGUUGAAUCUCAAAUACGUGGUUUGGAGACUCGUUUAAAAUACAAUAAAAGCGACUUGGCUGCAACACAAAAACAAAUCACAGAUCUUGAAGCGGAAUUAGAUGUUCUGCAAAAAGAAUUGAACAUGUUUGGUCCUGCAAUAGCUGCUAUUGAGAAGACAAUGGCUGAAAGGGACCAAGAAAUACAAAACAUAAAAGAAAAGAUGAAUAAUGUUGAGGAUGAUGUAUUUGCCAGUUUUUGUGAACAAAUAGGAGUUUCCAACAUUCGUCAAUAUGAAGAGAGAGAAUUAAGAUCACAACAAGAAAGAGCAAAGAAAAGAAUGGAAUUUGACAAUCAAUGUAAUCGUAUUUACAAUCAAUUAGAUUUUGAGAAGCAACGUGAUACAGAAAGCAACGUUUUGCGUUGGGAACGAGCGGUGCAAGAUGCAGAGGAUAAACUUGAAUCCGCAAAACAAACCGAAUCUAAUCAAAAAGCGGAAAUCGACCACGACGAACAGCAAAUGGAACAAUUGAAAUCAUCUCGCAAUGCUAAAAAGAUGGAGGUCGAUCAGAAAGAAGACGAAAUUGGUAAAGCUAGACGUGAAGUGGGAGCCAUCGCAAAGGACAUACAGGCAGCUCAGAAACAGCUUAACGCAAUUGAAACAAAAAUCGAACAGAAGAAGGCCGAGCGACAUGCUAUUUUGAUGCAAUGCAAGAUGGAAGAUAUUGCAAUACCAAUGUUGCAUGGAAAUAUGGAAGAUAUAGCAGGUGAGACAAGUACGACGAACGGAAGUGAAAUUAAUAAUGAUUCGUCAGUAAGUACGCAACAACAAUACGAACGCGAAAGGAGGAUCACUAUAGAUUAUGCACUUUUGUCCGAAAGUCUUAAAGAUGUAGAAGAAGAGGAUAUCAAAAAGACAACCGAUAAAUUAACGAAAAUAAUCAAUGAUUUGCAAAAUACAAUACAACGCAUACAAGCUCCAAAUAUGAAGGCAAUUCAAAAAUUAUAUUUGGCGAAAGAAAAAUUACAAGAGACCAAUGAAGAAUUUGAACAGUCUCGUAAGAAAGCAAAGAAAGCGAAGACACAAUUCGAGAAAGUAAAAAAAGAACGACAUGACAGAUUUAUGGCAUGUUUUGAACACGUGGCUAACGAGAUUGAUCCUAUUUAUAAGAGUCUAGCGAAGAAUCAAUCCGCUCAGGCAUUUCUUGGACCAGAAAAUCCCGAAGAACCCUAUUUGGAUGGCAUUAAUUAUAAUUGUGUAGCUCCUGGCAAACGAUUUCAGCCAAUGUCUAAUUUAUCUGGUGGAGAAAAAACCGUUGCUGCAUUAGCUCUGUUAUUCGCCAUUCAUAGUUUUCAGCCUGCACCGUUUUUCGUUUUGGAUGAAAUCGACGCGGCCCUGGAUAAUACUAACAUUGGAAAGGUGGCCAGCUACAUUCGGGACAAAACAACCUCGCUGCAGACAAUAGUUAUAUCAUUAAAAGAGGAAUUUUAUUCACAUGCGGAUGCUCUCAUUGGAAUAUGUCCAGACGUAGGCGAAUGUUUGGAGAGCAAAGUGCUAACGCUCGACUUAACUGCGUGUCCUACGCAUAUUUCGUAGACAUUUAUUAUUUAAAAGAUCAUUAUUUUCUUAUAUAUAAUAAUCAUGAAUAAUUUUGAUUUUGUGACUUCAAAGAAUAUAUAAAUAUUCAAAAUAUUAACAUAUUAUUAUGGCUUUUAGAUUUAUUUACACAUUCUUCAUUAUUUGAAAUUAUUAAUUCAAGAUCAAGCUAUCACUUUGAUAAUUAUAUCAUAUACAUUUAUCUUGUAAGUCAGGAUAAGAAUGGCAGAGUAAUUGCGAGUGUGAAAUGUAAGUUAUAUUGUGAGUAAUUGUAAAUAGCUUCUAAAACUUAAAUAAAAACUUUGAAGUGCUAAACUCUAAA
This is a messenger RNA of Monomorium pharaonis (pharaoh ant), 4417 nucleotides long. It is a transcript of the gene SMC1, whose product is annotated as structural maintenance of chromosomes protein 1A. Gene Ontology annotation, cellular component: cohesin complex; nucleus; chromosome. The coding region runs from base 406 to 4095 and encodes 1229 amino acids. NCBI's taxonomy places the organism in Eukaryota, Metazoa, Arthropoda, Insecta, Hymenoptera, Formicidae. Gene Ontology annotation, biological process: sister chromatid cohesion. Gene Ontology annotation, molecular function: DNA binding; ATP hydrolysis activity; protein binding. The record is from RefSeq and is a predicted model, not a curated record. The transcript is spliced from 20 exons.